AUGAAGCCCUCAAUUCUCAUCGUCCCCGGCGCUUGGCAGUUGCCUUCUGCCUUCCAGCCCUUCGCUACCGAGCUGGCUGGCUCCAACUUCAACACCUCCAUCGUUGCUCUCCCCACCGUCGGUGGUACCACCGAGCCCCUGGCAUCCCUCUCUGACGACGUUGCCGCCGUUCGUACCGAACUGGAUAAGCUUGUUGCUGACGGCAAGGAGAUUGUCGUCUACUCUCACUCCUACGGUGGUGUCGUUGCCAGCAACGCUGUCGAGGGCUACGACAUUGCCACCCGCUCCGCCGCUGGUGCCUCUGGUGGUGUCGUGAGCAUCGUUUACGCGAGUGCUUUCAUGCUUCCCAAGGGUUCCAGCUUGCUCGAACUCCUCGGCGGCGAGCCUCUUCCUUGGAUGCUUGUCGAGGGGGACCGUGUUGUCGGCAACGCUACUCUGCUCCCCGAGGUCGCCUUCAACGACCUGCCGGCUGCUGAGCAAAAGAAGUGGGCGUCCGAGACGACUUGGACGGCUCUGGGUGCCUUCACCAGUGCCUCAAGCUACGAGCCCUGGAGCAACGGCAUUGACUGCGCCUACCUCUAUGCCUCUCUUGACAACGCCCUGCCACCCAGCUACCAGGCGAGCAUGUCUGCCGUCCUGCCCGCCGGCUCCAAGAAGGAGACUGAGCCCAGUGGCCACUGCGCUCACCUUAGCCGGCCGUCGAACGUGACUUCUAUCCUCAGCAGGUGGUACCCGGGCAACUAA
This is a messenger RNA of Colletotrichum orchidophilum, 744 nucleotides long. RefSeq lists its product as uncharacterized. The transcript is spliced from 2 exons. The coding region runs from base 1 to 744 and encodes 247 amino acids. NCBI's taxonomy places the organism in Eukaryota, Fungi, Ascomycota, Sordariomycetes, Glomerellales, Glomerellaceae. The record is from RefSeq and is a predicted model, not a curated record.